CCUUGCAAAACUGCAUUACAGUGACACCGACCGCUUUAUCUUCACCCAAAAGUUGGGUCAAACACAACUUCUCUUCCUUCCCAAACCCACCAAUGAUCAAAACCCAAUCUUAUACCCUUCACCCUUCAUUCAAAUCUCUCUCUUUUUCACCUCCAUGGCAGCUCUCUGUGUAAACCAUCCUAAUUUUCGCUACAAAAACUGUUGUUCUUCACUUCAGCGACGGGAAACUAGGAGCAGGCACCGUCCCAGAUUCCUGGUGGUUUCAUCUUCUCAUAACAAUGAUGAAUCACUGGAGAGAUCGACAUCAAGUUCAAAGACAAAGAAAGAAGACAAGGAGAAGAGACAGUUGUUGUUUGGUCGGGUUUUGGGAAGUGUGCAGAAGCUUGGAAUAGGGUUGAAGGAAAAGAUAAGUCCACAACGCAAAGGUGAUUGGAAGGAUGUGAUGUUGAUGAGUUUAUCGUUUGCUGUUUAUGUUUACAUGUCUCAAAAGCUUGUUUGUGCAUACUGUGCUUGGAUGUCCAUGCUCAAACAAUCAUGGUAGGUUGGUUGAUAUUAAGCAACUGGCUAAUCAGCUCUCUGGGGUUUUCCUUUUUCUUUUUUCUUUUUAUUUUUUAUUUUCAACUUUGAUUAUUGUAAUUAUUGUUUGUUAUUUUGGGUUCAUUAUGAAGUUCUUUUUUAUACAAUUUUUGGUUUUAAAGGAA
Molecule: messenger RNA, 701 nt
Organism: Gossypium raimondii (Peruvian cotton)
Lineage: Eukaryota; Viridiplantae; Streptophyta; Magnoliopsida; Malvales; Malvaceae
Exons: 1
Coding region: 155-541 (128 amino acids)
Source: RefSeq, a predicted model, not a curated record